CAUUCAAACAAAGAUGCAUGCCAUCGUCUGCGUUUCACUUUUGAUCGCAUCAAGAAGCAUUUAAUUUCAACUAACGAUUGGAAGGAGUUGGGAGUUAUCCCGUUGCACUUCGUUAUCCCAGUUUCGAAAGCUUAUUCAGGGUGCAACGUCGAAGAUGAGUUCCGGAACUUUUUCGAGAACGUUGAUAACAAUUUCAAUGCCUUCCUCGACAUUAUCUCCAUAGGCACAAAUCUGCGGGUCAAAGAUCCUGGUGUACGCGUGGAGAUUGGCUCAUGGGACGACAUCAAGACGGAUGUGCCUUCACUAACGAAACACAAGGACUUCAAGCAUGUCUAUAAAAUGGACAAGAUGCUACAACAGUAUUCGUCAUGGUGGGUAUAUCAGUCACAGGAGUUCGACCCGAUGGAGUCGCCAUCAAGUCAAAACAUGUUUUCCAGGAUUCGCAAAGCACUCUCUGGUACAUUAGUGAAUCAUGUGUUCCGUCGCACCACCAGAAUACUAACGGUGCAGAAGGAUAGACACGUUGAGCCGAAGACCAAAUUCACCACUGAGUCACCUAGAACGACGCCUGUGGAGGCAGCUACACAACCUGGGAUGAAGCCUGUCCCGCAGUACAAAGCUGGAUUAAUGUCUGGGCUACUAGGUAAAGAAUCUCCUACCGAAAGUGGAGAAGUUGAUGAGGAGCCAUUGAUAGAUGAGGAACGCACCCAUGGUAUUGAAGCAUUCUACAACAAGAAGAGUCAAGGUGGAGGCGCAGGCACAAGUCCUAACAGCAGCAAACAUUCUGAUAGCAAGUACAAGCCGUACUUCAUCCCCCUGCUGAUACUCAUAAUCAUUCUGGCAUUGAUCAUAAUCUUCCUCCUGAUCUGCAUCAUUCUCAUGAUGAAACUUGAAGACAGGGUG
Messenger RNA from Ostertagia ostertagi, 903 nucleotides. The record is from the annotation of a GenBank genome assembly. NCBI's taxonomy places the organism in Eukaryota, Metazoa, Nematoda, Chromadorea, Rhabditida, Trichostrongylidae.